AAGAAGACUGAAAAAGAAAAAGGAAAACGAAGAAGAAAUUAAGCACGUUGUCUUCCGCCUUUGGUAAACCGGUCAUUUACGCAGCUACUAUCCGGUGUUUUUAUUUUAAUUCUUGCGUGCUAAAUUGCUGUCUUACAAAAACACACUACGUGCAUGUCAUUUGUGACAAUUUUUAUUCUCCAGCCACACCGUCUCUAAAGGUUUAGUUGGAAGAUAUGGCAGAGAAGGUCCCUGCUAUUGCCCUUGAGGCUGUACUUAAAACCAGCAGUGAUUUACCAGAGGAUUUACCGAAGGUCAGAGGUUAUGACUUUAACCAGGGGGUGGAUCUCCAUGCAGUGCUGAAGUCCUACGUAACCACAGGCUUCCAGGCCAGUAACCUCGGCUUGGCCAUCCAGGAAAUCAACCACAUGAUCGAAAAACGUCUCGAGACAGUUGAAGCAGAAGAAAACAAGUCUGGUGACUCGGCAUCCCGCCAAGGCUGCACCAUCUUUCUUGGCUACACUUCAAACCUCAUCAGCUCUGGAGUGAGAGAGAGCAUCCGAUACCUCGUAGAACACAAAAUGGUGGAUGUGGUUGUGACCUCAGCAGGAGGCAUAGAGGAGGACUUGAUCAAGUGUCUUGCUAACACGUACCUUGGAGACUUUAACUUACUGGGCAAGGAGCUUCGUCUGAGAGGAAUCAACAGGAUCGGGAACCUACUAGUGCCCAAUGAAAACUACUGUAAGUUUGAAGACUGGCUCAUUCCCAUCUUGGACAAGAUGUUGCUGGAGCAGAACACAGAGGGUACCCGCUGGACUCCUUCCAAAAUGAUCCACAGGCUUGGCAAGGAGAUCAAUAAUCCUGACUCUGUCUACUACUGGGCGUACAAGAAUAAUAUUCCAGUAUUCAGUCCUGCAUUGACAGACGGCUCUCUCGGCGACAUGCUUUACUUUCACUCCUACAAGAAUCCUGGCCUUAUACUGGAUAUUGUGGAAGAUAUACGCAGGUUGAACAGUCAUGCAGUGUACGCCAAGAAAACAGGAAUGAUCAUCCUUGGAGGCGGGCUCGUCAAGCAUCAUAUUGCCAACGCCAACCUCAUGAGAAAUGGUGCAGAUUACUCCGUGUACGUGAACACCGGACAAGAGUUUGACGGCUCCGACUCUGGUGCCAGACCUGAUGAGGCUGUGUCUUGGGGCAAGAUCAGAACCGAUGCCAAACCUGUAAAGGUAUAUGCUGAUGCCUCCUUGGUCUUCCCUCUGAUUGUAGCCGAGACCUUCGCUCUCCAAGCUGACAGGCUGACUGCAGGCAAGAAAACUGAAUGAAUGCUAUGGAGCUCUUUGUCCCAUUACAGUGAAACACUUUUUCCGGGGGGAAAAAGCGCCGCUUCAUGGCGGGUAACCUUGUAAAGCACCGCAGCAUUCCUGUCCAAUCACUGCUGCCAUGGAAAUGAGGAAACGAGACCGCAUGGUCUCUCUCUUAGCUUUCUCCAACAAUAUUUACUUGUUAGGACAAGUUGUAUUACGCUCAUUCAGAUUGCCGAAAUAUCACAGUUGCAUGCCUCAGCAUGUACCAAAGAAACUGUCGGUUGGACCUUUAGCAGAUGCCACUGAAUAUGAGCCCGUGAGGCCAAAACUGGGUUUAUUUUACUUUAGAAUUGUAUGAUUGAAUUGAAAAAUGAAUCAUGUGGAUGCUUUUCUCGAUGAUGUAAAACCACCACAACACAAUCCUAGAUUGCAAAAUAAUGCAAUUUUUUUAUGGUUGAAAGGAAUAUAAGUCCAAUUCAGUAGCCCGUUGAUGUGCAUGCAGUGCUUUUAUUUCACCUCUUUGCACAUUUAUUUGUACGAUGUAAAUCCAAAUUGACAUCUGCAACGAUGUUAGGUUUUUAUAGCUGUUUUUGUUAUCACUGAACAAAUUACUUCAGUAAUAUUUGUACUUUCACCAUUACAAUUAGUUCAGCAAUUUUUGUACUGUAAUCAUACCAAGAACUGGUUACUUUUUUCUUUUUUUGUUUUGUUUUGCAUUCCACAAUUAGGAGUAAGGCAUAAAGAUAUACUUAUAACAUAACAUUUCCUUUAUUUCUCAUUCAGUGAAUAAUGGGUGAAUAUUUAUGACAAAAUUAUGAAGUGUACAAUAUAGUGCUUAUACGUAUUAGGCUUGGUCAGCCUUUGUGGAAUCCUGUACUUGCUCUAGCCUGCUUUAUGAUUAUUGGAUUUUUUUUUUUCGCCCUCAAGUGGCACAGUUCGCAAUGUGCGUCAUGAAAGCAUAAAUAGGAAAAAAAUAGGAAUAUCGACCUGCAGUGUAAAUCCAGGCAUAAAUUGUCAGGUUAAUCAUUCAGCUGUUUUAUCACACUUUUGAAAUACUUCCCAGAAAUACAGUUCCCUCCCUGAACUGUUGAUUGGUAUUUAGAUAUU
This is a messenger RNA of Syngnathoides biaculeatus (alligator pipefish), 2390 nucleotides long. RefSeq names its product deoxyhypusine synthase (gene dhps). Lineage: Eukaryota; Metazoa; Chordata; Actinopteri; Syngnathiformes; Syngnathidae. Gene Ontology annotation, biological process: peptidyl-hypusine biosynthetic process. Gene Ontology annotation, cellular component: cytoplasm. The transcript is spliced from 10 exons. The record is from RefSeq and is a predicted model, not a curated record. Gene Ontology annotation, molecular function: deoxyhypusine synthase activity. Bases 216 to 1301 code for a protein of 361 amino acids.